GUCUUUGUUUUCAGGCACUUGUCUCGUUCGGCAUUUAAUGUGUGUGUUGCUUUCGUUUUAGUAAUUUUUUACUAAUAAAAUAUAAAAAAAGAUAUUUUUAUAAAUAAUGGUUCCAAAGUCGAAACCAAUUAAUUUUGCUCGGUGUUUCAUCUGGACGACUAAAAAGAGUAUAAUUGUGCCGGUGUCAAAAAUUGUUAAUUUUAAAGUUGAUCAACAAAAUAAAAAAAGAGCCUACAAAAUCAAAAGUGAUAAUGGAAUUCAAGAAGGAUUCAUCACAGAUUUCGGUGCAACAGAGGAUGAUUUGAAAGAAAAAACAGGAAAACGAUCACAUGUUCCACCAAGGAAAGUUGUUGAAACAGCUACUGAAUUGUCGACAGAUGAUGAAUUACGACCUGAUAAAAAGUCUAAACAGCCAAGUAAUCGAAAGGCUCCCCACUCCAUUGAGAAAAUAAAUUCUCAUCUUGCGGAACGACUAGAAUCUACUACUCAUUCGUCUCUUUUUGGAGAAGAGGAGAACCCUAGGACACCAUUAGCAGAGAUUUCAAACCAUCCUAUUACUGCCAAAUCAAAGCCGAUUGUGACGAGAAAGAAGCAACCCGCAAAAAUAAAAAUUGCCUCCAAUGAAUCAACUGCUUCAUCAGAGUCCGGCAAAUCGUUAGAAAAUGGUGAACAGUCUUUAGAGAAUUUAAAUGCGACUGUACAAAUCAACUGUUUGGUGACAUCUACACCGCCAAUAGAUGUAGAUUCUGUAAAAUCUGUCGAAAACUUUUCUUUUGCAAGAAGGAGUGAAUCGGAAAAGACCACACAUUUUCAAAACGUAACUGCACCUGUUACAAAUGAUAAAUCUUCAGAAUCUCCAGUAUGCAUUCAGCAAGAUCAAGAAAGAAGCAACAGUGCAUUGUCUCAUUAUAGUGAAAAAAGUUUCUCUGAAGAAACAAUUGUCGAUAAAAGAAGGGAAUCAAGAAUUGGUUCUCUGAGUGAUAUUGUUAACAAUUAUAAAGGAGAAUGUCGAAACAUUAGCGAGCAAUUGAAAUCAAAAAAUAAAGAAUUAAAAGCGAGUAAAUUGAAAGCAGCAGAAUUGGAGGCAAAGCUUGAAGAAAUAAGUACUCGACUGGAGAAUGUGCUUAAAGAAAAUGAAGAGCUAAGACAUCUCAACAGACAAUCGCAAUAUUUCAUUCAUCAAAAAAUGGACACAAUUCACGAUACUAUUAAAAUGCAUAGUCAGGCUAUGCAAAUACAAGAAGAGUCUCUGGAUUCCCCUGUUGGAAUGUACAAUGCAGACAGGUCAAAAUUGUACAUGGGAAGAGAACAGUGGAUCUCAACUGAAACCUAUGCAGACGUAAUGUCCACAGAAAAGUCUUUUCCAAAAAUUGUCAAGCGGUUUGCGAUUGACAUGUUUGGAAAAGAAGUUCUGCGAAAAAGUACCGUUACUGGUUUUAGCAGUAACCGUAGUAAUGCUGGCAGGGUGCCCACUGAAACUCUGAGUUCUGCUAAACUUCUAGCCAUCAGAGAUUUUUACAGUUUUGCUUUGCAAAAAGAGAAGUCUAUGAGCAGAAAUUCUGCCGACAUGGAGGCAUGGAAUACUCUUAAGUAUAUCUCAAAGCAAAUCAGCGAUUUAAAAAAUCCUCCAAGAAAGAGAGUGAGAAAAGUAAACAAGAAAAGGAAAACUAUUUUAGGAGCUAUGCCCGAAGACAAUGCGACUGAAAAUUUAGAUCAGUAUGUGCCUGGAGAAGAUGAAAUUGAAUAUGUGCCUGGAGAAGAUGAAACAAUUGUAGAGAAGUAUGUACCUGGAGAAAAUGAAAUAAAUUUUGAUGAACAAAAUCCUCUGGACGAAGCCGAAAUAACUGAAGAGAUUGAAUAUGAAGAAAUAGAAGAAAUAGAAGAAAUAGAAGAAGAAUAUAUGGAGGAAGAUAUGGGAGAAAGUAUGGACGAAGAUAUGGAAGAGAUUGAUGGACUGAUAUUUUAAGUUUAUAUUUAUUUUGUUAAAAAAUUACUGUAAUAUUUUAAAAAUAAUAAUUUAUAAAUAAUUUACAAA
Molecule: messenger RNA, 2035 nt
Organism: Leptopilina boulardi
Lineage: Eukaryota; Metazoa; Arthropoda; Insecta; Hymenoptera; Figitidae
Exons: 10
Coding region: 107-1966 (619 amino acids)
Source: RefSeq, a predicted model, not a curated record